AUGUCGACAAUUGAACCUUAUAUCGGUGUACUUUAUGAACCUCUGACUGUUGUAAUAAUGGCUUCAUUAUGCAUUCAUUGGUUGGAAAUCGACUUGGUAAGCGAGGAAAAUAAUCUCCACAUAUUUUACGAGACCGGUAAAAGAACGCCAAACUUCGCACUGCUAUAUCGCAUGUCGCUGGAAAUUUCCCGCUCUCGGUGCAAAAACAUCUGGACUUGUGAUAAUGGUGAUUGUUUAUUUAACACUUCGAAAACCCCAACGAGAAAGAAAGUUUCCUUCGUUUUCAAAAAGACGUGGAAUAAAUUACCUUCAGAAUUUCAGGCCAUUUUUAAAAAUCUACGCGUGAAAAUACUAGAACAACGUACGAGAUCGAAGAAAGAUUUAACUAUUUUAUUUGAACCUCACGUCAAAAAUCUUUCUAACGAUGUCGAGAAUAUUUUGCCUCAAAGCUUCAGGAAUGAGUCCUUGGACGGUAGCUGUUCUUUUUCACCAGGCACGAGUCGUUAUAUUCAUAAUUACCAAGAUGAUAACGCCAAUUCAUCCCACCAUGCUACUGGAAAUGUCGAAAAUAAUCGCAAAAAUGAUACAAACAAAUUUCUAGAUCCAAUUUGGCUCCAAAGUCUCGAGAUUGGACCCUUUUACAGUGAUAUUUCUUUUUUACCAAGUGAAAUUUUUUUGAUUCCCAAUGUUUAUAACACUUCAAUAAACGAAUUCAACACCCAGAUAAAUGGUAACGUCAAACCGUCUCAUCAAGCUAUUGGAAUUGACAUAGUAAAUAGCAAAAGCUUGAUAGAGUAUGAUUGUGAUUACGAAAAUUCAGAAAUAAUUAUCAACCCUUUAUCACUUAAUACAGAUAUAUUGGAACUUAUAAUUCAGUUUAUCCAAGGAACUUUGAUCAAAAUCCAAUUAAUUGUCUUCAGCAAAAAUCAUCGUUGGAAGAGGUUUUAA
Molecule: messenger RNA, 948 nt
Organism: Ambispora gerdemannii
Lineage: Eukaryota; Fungi; Glomeromycota; Glomeromycetes; Archaeosporales; Ambisporaceae
Source: the annotation of a GenBank genome assembly